UUACACUUUGCAAAUUUCGCAGAGAGAUCGCCCACUGAAAACACGAUGCUGAAGGUUGCUCUCUUUCUUGGCCUUCUGGCUUGUGCCAGUUGCUUUUUCGUCUUCCCCAACUUCGGCAACUUUGUCCAAGUUAAUGUCAACGAUCAGGCUGUCAUCGUAGCUGCCAACUAUGGAGUAGGAUACAUGUCCAGGAUGUGGAUGGGUAUUUACCACCACAGGUUGGCAAGAAUUGUUGGAGCUUGGACACAGGUGGUAAAUGGCUACAUUUACUAUAAACUGGAUCUCAUUGCUGGAGUAACCACUUGCUUGAAACAAAAUGUUGCCUUUGAUCUUCUGGGACAAUGCCCCUUCCAAGAGGGAUGGGCUACCUACAAGCGUUGCUCUCUGAGUCUGGGUCGCCAAGAAAAUGGCAAUUUCGGUUCCCUCAGCAGCUGGGCUUGCGUCACCAUCCCCGCAGGUGACAUACUCACGGUCACUGCUUGAGAUAACCUAGCUCACAAGUUCCAUCGCCUGAAAGUGCCAUAAUACACACUGCACAAUAAACCCGACAAGUACAUGUAAUGACAAGGAAUAUUUGUAAACAUGCUAAAAUCUGACAUGCUCUUUGUUAUAUAUUACCAACAAUAAACUUUUCUGGCCUUC
Molecule: messenger RNA, 642 nt
Organism: Uloborus diversus
Lineage: Eukaryota; Metazoa; Arthropoda; Arachnida; Araneae; Uloboridae
Product: L-cystatin-like
Exons: 3
Coding region: 46-483 (145 amino acids)
Molecular function (GO): cysteine-type endopeptidase inhibitor activity
Source: RefSeq, a predicted model, not a curated record